AUGGGCAAACUAACUAUCAAGGUUCACAAAUGCGAGCUCUACCGCCCCGUCAGCAGUGGUAACUGGGUCGUCAAUCCACGCGUCACCGUUGUUGUGGACGGCACGUAUCGGUUCCAGACAACCCUAAAGAAGAACACGUUUCAGCCACAGUUUAGCGACUCCUUCGUUGUGGGCAACACACACCGGCUGGCCGUGAUUGAGCUCUCCGUCUAUGAUGUCCAGGAGCCAUCGGGCUUGGUUCUGCCAGGGAUAGGUGUCUUGACGGCGAAGCGAGGUGUGGUGCGGGGAGUCAACUGCACCGGGAUAGAUGAGGGCGAAUUUUUCGGUGCCUCCUCAACCGGCCCCACCGGUGGUGGCGGCGCCGCCGGCAGUAGCGGCAGCACAUCAUCGUUGUUGAAGGCACGACUCCCGGUGUUGCUAGGGCGGUGCUACAUAUCCAUUGAGCGUUUGGUGCACCACGAGCGGAAGCGCCGCAAGUACUACCUCGCCACGCCACUUCCACCCGUGUCUGCAACGGCUAUGGCAGGGUGCAACGUAUAUGCGGGUGCUUCUGGCAUGGCCUCGAAUGCAACCACCUCUGGCACGUCUUCAGCUGCUAUGGUGAACGACAACGGUCCCUCACUUCUACAGCAAACCAUUCCGACAGGCAUUGCCGGCACGAUUACAAUCUCUCUCGAGUCUGACUCCCUUGGCGAACCCGCGUCAGAGCUGAGCCUCAGCGAGCAACUCGAGGCCGCCUAUGUGCGACGUCUGCGUCGCUUUCUGCUCUGCUACGAUCCGCCUAAGGUGGCCAUCCUGGAUGUAAUGAUGGCGCAUGUGCGCGACACAGCAGAGCUGUACCCUCGGAACAACGGCAACAAUACGAGUACAGUGGCUCUGACGGACAAAAGUGCGCCAGCGCUGUGGAGCAAUGGACAGGAUCAGUCCAGCUCCACACCCACUAUUUCGAGCCCCAUCACAUCGCAGUGUCCUCGCGGCAAAAGUGUAACAUCGCGAGAGGGCGGCGCCUCACCCCUCCUAGUGAGCUCGCGCAACCACGACGACUAUCAGACGCGGACUCCGCUAAGUAGUCGCCCGUAUCUCCUCAUGCCGCUUGACUCGCGGGUGAGCCCGUUCAGCAGCAGCGUUUCUCCCCUCGUCGUGGUCACUCCACGAAAACGCAGCGUGUGCCUCGGAGGCCGAGCAGAGCUGACGGUGGAACUCCCUGAUGAGCGAGAAACCUUCGAGGAAAUGAUGAGCCGGCUCUGCGCCGAGUACCAAGCGAGCGAACCGGGCGACUUCCGCGCCGCGAUACGGGUUGACGGUUGCACAAACAUCAACAAGGAGGACUGGAAUCAGUCGCUUCUUGGGUCCGACGAUGUCUUCAUCAUCUUACGCAGCGAGGCGGAGGAAUUUGUGACGAACAUGGCUACGCUGCAGAACACCGUUGUUUGGGCGGAGGCGAACACCGUGGCCAUGGACGUUAUCAAUCCGCAGCACUUCUAUGUGACAGUCAUAUUGAUGGGCCGCUGCGGAGCAAAGACGUACGAGAUUGGCCGCUGCAACGUUAGCGCUGCGCCGCUCUCGCAAGGAUACAUCUCACGCCGCAACAUGUUUCUGUGUAUGGUGGAGAGCGUGACUCAAGUGGUGGUAAGCGGCCUGGUGCACCUCCUGGUGCGUCCCAUCAACUUCGGUCUCACUUCGCCUGACAUGGCGGAAAGCGUUGAUGAUUUCUAUGAACGACUCGGCCGCUUUUUUAAGCGGUACGACCCCAUUCAGUUGCCGUUGGUGGACGUGUUGGCACGGAGCCGCCUGGGUGAGAUCGACUCGUACAUGAAUGAUUUGGUGGUCCAAUACGGCCGAGAGCCGGGGACGGUGCGCAUGCUAGUCGCCAUCGAGUCACUUGUCUCGUUGCGUGAGACCGCUGACAUGGAUUUGAGUGGACAGGACGUUUGCGUCCUGCUCACAAUGGGCACUUGCAGUGUGCGCACCAAGGCAUUUGCUGUCCGCCAGUUUGCACCUACCAGUGUGCGGGAGAACUACGUGUUCGACGUGGUACGUGAGACCGACCUCAUCCGUAUUGAGGUGGUGAAUGCACAGUGGGACGACGUUGUGUACGGCCGCGUCGACUUUAGCUGUCUGAACACGCAGCGCAGCGUCAUGAACAAGCGUGACUUGUACCUCGUGGGUGCAGCUGGAACGCCAGAGGCGUAUUUCAGCGGCAUCGUCCGCGUAAACCUGUACAGCGACGAGGUGGGGCACAACUAUGAAGUGGACCUGAGUCUCGAAAACACCUUUGCCGGGCGACUGCGCCGCUACGCGUACCGCCACAUCCCUGAUAGCCUGCACCGCGUGAAUAUAGCGGUUGCAACAGUGUUCGACAUGGAGUCCUUUAUGGCGCGGCUGGCCGUCGAGUACGGCGACGAAGACCCCACCUACGCUCUCUACUUUACUGUCGUGGGAUGCCGUCAGCUGCGUUCUGGCCUUAGUGGCAUCAACCCUUACGUGGUGGUGCGUGUCGGCAUCGACGCUUAUCAGACAAAGACCGCGAGAGCGACUGUGGAGCCCGACUACUUCGAGUUUUGCCAGUUCUACUACGAUCGGCCUGAGGACAUGGCCAUUACGCUCGUGGUGAUGGAUCAGGCAGACAUCGGCAGAGACGAAGAGGUCGGCCGUGCGGUGAUCCCUUUGGCCAAUGUGCAACCGUCGCGGCAGUACAACGAUUGGCUUCCUGUCCUCUCCGAGAAGAAGAACGGCAAGAUGCGGGAGGUGGGCAGGAUUGGGUUCAAGUACACUGUGGUGGACCUAAACCUGGUGGACCGCACACGGGCACGCCUUAUUAAGGAGCAGUGCCGUGAGCGUGAGGCACGCCGGCCUAACGUAAUGCGAGGAAAAAGAGAUCCCCGGAGCCCAAGUAUGGGGCAAAUAGGGGGAAGCGGGACAGACCCGCUUCCCUCCAGUGGGACCACAAGCGCGGGGAUCAGCUCUAGUGUUUCGCAGCGGUGGAGUAAUUUGAAGAGGUACUUGCUUCAAGGCCACCUCACGACGAACUCGAUGCGAAUGGUGAGCGACGUCAACAGCACCUUCGAUGAUUCGGACCGCUAUGAGCAAACCAUGAAUGAAACAACAACCUUCGGUGUGACGUGGCGGGAUACGAGUCCCUCUAAGUCCGGUCGCUCCCUCGUCAAUCGUACUCCCACCAUGAACCUGAUGGAUCGUGGCAUCACCUCUGUCGAGGAGUUCUGCUCCGCCGAGGUCAGUCAGCCGAACUCCGCGGCGCUUUCCGAUGCGGAUGCGGACCUGCCCGCCUCGCUAGAACUGACGUAUCGGCCUCCGACCUACGGAGGAGAUGUGCUGACUGAGUCCUCUGCCCCCCUCGACAGCAAGGGCAGUAAUGAGAAGAGCUCUGCGACGCGCAUGCAGCUGCGUGUACGCCUGCUGAGCUGCACAAACCUCUUUAAACCUGGACGCAACAUGCCGAACCCGUACGUGCUGCUCUCUACCAUCUGCGAGUCCCACCGAUCUCGGGUGCAGUUCUCCACCACAGAGCCACUGUUUAACGAAGCAUUUCUGUUCACUGUUGAAGACCCAAGCAUCGACUACCUCUCCAUCACUGUCCUCACCGACACGCCUUACGGGCUGAGGAAGCUGGGCCACUGCACGCUGUCGAUGCGCAACGUGCAGCGCGGCGUGAUGCGGACGCGGUGGACGUCGCUUGUCAUUCAUCCCUUUGAGGCAACCGCAAUGGAGUGCGGCUUCGUGUACCUCUCGCUUGGCGCGAUCAACUUUGGCAUGAACUAUCUGCCCUCCAUGGACGCCGAGAACCGACUACGGGAGAAGAUCCGCGAGUACCUCAGCAUGCACGCGCCGCGACAGCUCCACCGCUUGGAGUGGUACGUCGGAGAGCUCUCGCAGGUUGAGAGCAUCCUGCUCGGGGACUGGUUCCACGACAACGGUAGUGACACCGGCGCCGAUGACACAGACACGCGCGUCGCUGACUUAGAGGUGGCGGUGCUGGGGGUGUCCCAUCUCUACUCCAGUGGCUUUCUCGCCGAGGGUUUCUGCGUCGUGAAGGCGAAAGUGAAUGGCCACACGCGAGCAAGGACAGAGCCGAUCACGGGGGAGAGGGGCAACUUUGUCGUCUCGGAUGCUCAAGACCAGCUGCGCUUCUCCGUUUCCGAGCCGACGACGACGCUCGUGCGACUGAGCGUCGUGCUGAAUGGUAAAACGAAUGCCGGGGAGUGCUACAUAUCCUUGGCCGAUCUACACCGUGGCGUCGCGAAGGAGCGAACGCUAAUGCUGGUGAUGGAUUCACGCACCUCGCACGCUGUGGCGGUGGGGUUUAUCCGUGUUUCCGUCUUAUGCAGAAACUACGGCAGCUCAGCCCCGGCACCGACAGAGGAGGAACUGUCGCUGCACUCGCGCCUGACCCGCUUUUUCUACUACUACAUCCCGACCGAGUUGGCGAUGGUGGACGUCAAGUACGCAACGACGUUGAACGUAGCGGCAUACCUGAACCGCAUGGUGGAGAAGUACGGCCCGGAGCCAGGUGAAUACAACCUUCACUUCACAGUUGACCGUUGCCGCGCUCUCGCCUUUAAGAAUGGCAAAACACCGCUGAACGUGUUCUGCAUUGUCCGUGCCGGGCUGCAGGAGUUUCGUAGCUCGAUUGUGGAGUGUCGCGAUGAGUGUGUGAUUUCCGAGAGCUUUGACCUCGUUGUCGGCCUCCCGCAGCAGGAAAAUGUAGAGCUGAUUCUGAUGCGUUACUACCCGUCGAAGCAGGUGGAGCUGGCCCGCACGCAGGUGGAGCUGCGGACUCUGCGGCAAGCCGAGGAGAAUCUUAUGGAGCUGGCGCUCGUCAGCCACGCUGGGACGAAGGCGGCGGGCGUUUGCGGCGUCCUGAAAGUCUCCGCCUUUCCUGUAGACUUUGGCAGUGAUGACCAGAUGCACGCACGGUCACAAUCGGCGUUUGCCUACGGCAUCGAGGGGUCGUCAGCCCUGGCCCAGACAACGUACCUCUUCGCGUCGCCGAUGAUGGGGGCUGCCAGCACAUUCUCUGCUCUUCGCAGCCAUGCGCCGAGCGAGAAUGACGCUGGUAAGGAUCCGUCAGAUGUGGAGCGCACGCCGCUUCAACCGGGCAUGGCGCCCUUGAUGUCGACCGCUUUUAGCGGCACCUACAGGGAGAAGGGUGGGUCCGUGCCCCCCGUGGUCCGCAGCAGCAUCUCAGGCUCCGUCACCAUCGUUGGUUUUGCCGGGCUGACCAUUCAUGAUGCUGAGAUCUACAUCCGCGUGUCGGAAGGCGGCACUGUGCUGCUCAAGACGAAGCCGAUCCCGGCUGAUCAGCUAGUCUCCUUGGAGGCGAGCACGACUACCUUCACGAUUGACAACGUGGCCGCUAACUAUGACAAGCAAUAUACUCUCAAGCUUGGGUUUCGCAAGCUACUGGGCGCCGAGGCGCUGUGCCACGCUGACUUCUGUAUCCUACGCUGCCCUACUGGCAAGACGGUGGAGAAACGUCUGCGUCUCUACGACGUGAACUCAGAGUUCUUGGGCAUUUGCCGUCUGAGUAUAUCACUGCCAAAAGUCCAUCUGCCGGUGCCGCCACUGCAGCACCUCUCUCCUGCCAUCUUCGAGCCGCUCAUGGACGAUGUCGCUUCGCUGGUGUCGACCUACAUGCCGAAGGAUUUGCGGCGACUAGAUCUCAUCCUGUGUCAUGCCCCGGACAUUCGUCAACUGCAUCGCGCAUUGCGGCUGCAGCUCGCGCCCAGCGUGGUGGCGACGGUGUACGUAGCGAUCCAUUCACUCGACCUGCACUCCACGACGAUGCGACACUCGUGCGUUGUAACAGCGUCUGUGGGGCACUUCACCUCGGAGGCAGCGCGGCGGCAGCCCGGUGCGUCCCCGGUGUACCCAUACGGCAUGUCCAAGGAGGGUGUCUCGAAUCUGGAUUUCCCCUUGCUGCGUAUCGACAUCAGCGCCACUGGACAGGCCGCCACCUUGACGCUGUGUGUGUACGACCGCGCCUCCAAGUCGAAAUCGGAAGAAGUCGGCCGCACUGUGGUGUCGCUGAGAGCCCUGCUCACGCCUGCCGUCUUUGACAUGCUCGAGAAGGUACAGGUGCCGCUUGUGUCGGUGCGCCACGCUGCGAAUCGCGUCCAUGCGAGCUUGGUCGGUACCAUCACGUUCAGUCUCAUACCCCCUGCGUUCGAGAGCUAUGGUGCCUCCGUGCGCUUCUCUUCGAGCGCAAUGGAUGGCUUUGAUCGUGCAUACGUCCGCUACUACACCGAUCGCAUUUGCCGCCUGCUGAGUCACUACGACGCAAACUCGCUUGUAGACAUUCAUGCACGCCUGUACGAGUCGUAUGUUUCCUGCAAUUGCUGGGAGACCGGACUAUCGGCGUGCCUGGCCGACCUGGUGGUCAGGUGGGGAAAGGAGCUGGACCCUUGCGAGCCGCCACCUGCACUGAAGAGCCAUGAUGACACACAACACAACAAGAGGGUGUCUGUGGUGCACAGAGGCAAAAGGGAGUCAAAUUGA
Molecule: messenger RNA, 6516 nt
Organism: Leishmania braziliensis MHOM/BR/75/M2904
Lineage: Eukaryota; Euglenozoa; Kinetoplastea; Trypanosomatida; Trypanosomatidae
Exons: 1
Coding region: 1-6516 (2171 amino acids)
Cellular component (GO): endoplasmic reticulum
Molecular function (GO): lipid binding
Source: RefSeq, a predicted model, not a curated record